Messenger RNA from Symbiodinium necroappetens, 1077 nucleotides. The record is from the annotation of a GenBank genome assembly. Lineage: Eukaryota; Dinophyceae; Suessiales; Symbiodiniaceae.
AUGACGCGCAGGCCAGCGCUCUUCGAAGUUUUCGAAACAGGCAGUGCCUUCCGCUUGUGGCAUACAGAGAACAACGUUUGCCAAUGCUUAUCCUGCCAGGGUGAAGGAUACAGUUGGUCAGGGUCGCGGACCUUUCUGACCAAUGCCGAGACCAACAACGAAGAACAGCUUUGGGUCAUCACAUCCUUCACCGAGGACGGAAAUGCCUUCAAGAUUGCCAACGUGAAGCACGGGCUAUUCUUGUGCGCACAUGGGCGGCUCGCUGGCCCGAUCCUCUUUUGUCAUCAAGAAAAUGGCGAGUCGGAUCAGGCAUGGCUCUGCCUUCCUACUGGCCAGGACCGUUUCCACCUGAACAAUGUAAGUGUUGGCAAAGUAGCCAAUGGCUCUUGGCAUGUGGAGCAUGUCCGGACCUUUGCAGGCUUCAGCCAAACGCCAGUGCCAACAACUCCGGCUGCUGGUUCCGACACUUUGAAAAUUGCUGCUGCAGCCGGCGCAGCGGGAGCAGUCCUGGGGGCUGCAGCCAUCGUAGUGGGUGCGUCACUCCUCGCUAGCAACGACGAUGAGAACCGGACACGCAACGCCAACGACAGACGCCGUGAUGUUCAGCGCCUGCGUGAUCAAGACGGUAAGGUGACUUUGACCGAUCACUUGCACCAACUGAAGGAUGUGACCCUCGACUUGAAGAAGACUUUUGGAAAAGAGAGCAUCCGAGGAAGCUCGGCAGGUGGUGAAAGACGCCUGCUUUUGCACAGCAUUCGCUUCACCCAAGACAGCGUUGCCUCGCAAUUUCAAGAUGGCCGGUCUCUAGAGGAAACUGUGAGCUCGUUGCGGUCUGGGAAGAUGGCCGUCGAUGACCUUCCGGCCAUCCGUGUGGUCGAGUACAUGAACAACUAUUGGAGUUUGGACAAUCGACGCCUGAGCUGUAUGCAGGAAGCCUUCCCAGAGCGACGCCAUGCAGACAAAGCGAUUCUAGUGAAGAUGGAAGUGCUGUCGGAUCCAAAGGUCUUUGCUGAGUUCAAUCGGAAGUUUACGACAGGAACACAGAUAGUAAAGCGAGGCGGUUCUUCAAAGUCCUGA